GCCACAGGGUCAGUGCGCACCACUCGCCCAGCCUGCCUCCUGGAGAUUGAGAAUAGCUCCAUCCAGCCUGGGAAGCGAGCUGGACGGAGCUGGACGGCUGAGCCAGGCCGCGCCUGGAGCACUCAACAGGCCCAUGCUUCUGUCCGAGCCUUCUGCUGGGCUGAGGGGCCGCCGGCCUGGCCUCCUGCUCAUGCUUCUGGCUCUCCUUGGCAUGGCCUGGGCAGAGAUGCGGUCACUCCAGCUGCAGCAAGAGCAGGCUCCCGUGCCCGGAGCCCUGAGCAGGAAGGAGAGUUUCCUGCUCCUCUCCCUGCACAACCGCCUGCGCAGCCGGGUCCACCCCCCUGCGGCCAACAUGCAGAGAAUGGACUGGAGCGAGAGCCUGGCCCAGUGGGCUCAGGCCAGGGCGGCCCUCUGUGGUGCCCCGGCCCCAAGCCCGGUGUCGGCUCCCUGGGCCGCCCCGCAAGUGGGCUGGAACGUGCAGCUGCUGCCGGUGGGCUCAGCGUCCUUUGUCCACGUGGUGGGCUUGUGGUUCGCAGAGGGGCAGCGGUACAGCCAUGCAGCAGCAGAGUGUGCCCGCAACGCCACCUGCACCCACUACACUCAGCUCGUGUGGGCCACCUCGAGCCAGCUGGGCUGUGGGCAGCACCCCUGCUCUGGGGCUCAGGCCGAGAUGGAAGCCUUUGUCUGUGCCUACUCUCCCGGAGGCAACUGGGAGGUAAACGGCAAGACAAUCGCCCCCUAUAAGAAGGGCGCCUGGUGUUCGCUCUGCACGGCCAGCAUCUCGGGCUGCUUCAAGGCCUGGGACCAUGCAGGCGGGCUCUGUGAGGUCCCCAGGAACCCAUGUCGCAUGAGCUGCCGGAACCACGGACAUCUCAACAUCAGCACCUGCCACUGCCACUGUCCCCCUGGCUACACAGGCAGAUACUGCCAAGUGCGGUGCAGUGUGCAGUGUGUGCACGGCCAGUUCCGGGAAGAAGAGUGCUCCUGUGUCUGCAAUGUCGGCUAUGGGGGAGCCCAGUGUGCCACCAAGGUGCACUUUCCCUUCCACAUCUGUGACCUGAGGAUUGACGGAGACUGCUUCAUGGUGUCUUCGGAGGCAGACACCUAUUAUGGAGCCAAGAUGAAAUGCCAGGGAAAGGGCGGGGUGCUAGCCCAGAUUGAGAGCCAGAAAGUGCAGGACAUCCUCGCCUUCUACCUGGGCCGCCUGGAGACCACCAACGAGGUGACCGACAGCGACUUUGAGACCAGAAACUUCUGGAUCGGGCUCACCUACAAGACCACUAAGGGCUCCUUCCGCUGGACCACCGGGGAGCACCAGUCCUUCACCAGUUUCGCCUUCGGGCAGCCUGACAACCAGGGGUUUGGCAACUGCGUGGAGCUGCAGGCAUCGGCCGCCUUCAACUGGAACGACCAACGCUGUAAAACUCGAAAUCGUUACAUCUGCCAGUUUGCUCAGGAGCACAUUUCCCGGUGGGACCCGGGGCCCUGAGGCUCGACUGGGCAUCUUCCCUGCCAGACCCUGGGUGGA
Messenger RNA from Diceros bicornis minor, 1528 nucleotides. RefSeq names its product C-type lectin domain family 18 member A-like. NCBI's taxonomy places the organism in Eukaryota, Metazoa, Chordata, Mammalia, Perissodactyla, Rhinocerotidae. The coding region runs from base 134 to 1489 and encodes 451 amino acids. The record is from RefSeq and is a predicted model, not a curated record. The transcript has 13 exons.